GUGUGUGUGUGUGUGUGUGUGUGUGUGUGUGUGAGAGAGAAUCGUGGAAAAAGAACGAACAUUGCUCAUUAACUAGUAGUAGCUAGCUAUGUAAUGAUUCUGUGGCGAAAUUCUGAACUUGCCUUCAACUAAGUUAUGCAAGUAACGAACUAAUCCUCUGAAUAAACAAUUGACCGAAGAUUAAUUCAGUGUCAUGCUUGAUGCAGUGGAACUGUAAGUUUUGUAGUUUUUCCUCAACAAAUCAGCGCAAAGUUAUAAGGCAUUACAAAGUUCAGCAUGGAUUCAAUGGAACUACUUACCCAUUUCCCUGCAUAUACAAAGACUGUCCUUGCACCCUCAAGACCCAUGUAGCUUUAAAAAAACAUUUGGUUGCCCAGCAUGCCCGACAAAUUGACACUGAGCCUGUAAAUGCACAACUGUUAUGUAAACUGUGUGAUUUCUGUGAACCUUUCAACCUUACAAAAUACUUUGUUCAUUUAGGAAAGCAUAUUAAGGCUAAGGAAACAGUGAUUUGUCCUUUUAAACAGUGCUCUUUCAAAUCCAAUGUCUACAACACCUUUAAGGCUCACAAGAGCAGGUAUCACCAUGCAGCUAGUGUAGAUAAUGUAAGACCUGAUAUUAUUAAUUUUGGAAGUGAGGCCCAUGCUGUUGUUACUGACCAUGCACAUUUAGAGGAUGAUAUUGAGUUAGGCCUAAACACUGAUGAUGAUGAUGACUAUGAGGAAGAGGACAUUGAGGAAACUAUUAAGUAUAGUCUCGCUUCUUUAUUCUUACGAAUGCAGACAGUUUUGCAUGUCUCUAAAUCUGCAAUACAAGAUAUAGUUGAUGAACUUUACCAAAUAAGCCUUUUGGCACAAACCUUUACUAUAAGGUCAAUCAGACCCAUAUUAGAGCACCAUAACUGAAACUGUGAUGCCCCUCUUCUUGCUCAGGUGUCUGAUAUUGUUCAGAAAUCAAACCCUUUAAAAUUCCUGUCGAGAGAAAAUGAACUUGGCACAACUUACAAGAGAGCUACAUUCUACAAGGAAAAUUUCACUGUCAUUGAGCCAGUUGAGUAUGUACUAGAUGCUGCUCGACAGAGAACCUUUGUUUAUGUUCCAAUUUUACGUGUACUUACAGAGUUGCUAAACCGAAAUGAUGUACUUGAUAAAGUUCUACAACAUCAUAGCUCAGGUUCACAAACAAGCCAGUAUGGAUCAUUUUAUGACAGUUUGAAUCGAAAAGAGAAUGAAUUGCUGUCUGGUGAGGAAUUUCACAUUGCUCUUGGGUUGUUUAUUGAUGAUUUCGAGGUAUGUAACCCCUUAGGUACCGCCAAAAAUGACUACAAGGUUUGUGGUGUGUACUGGGUGAUUGUUAAUCUACCUUUUCAGUAUAGGUCCUCUCUUUCAUCUAUCUAUCUUGCAACAUUGUGUCAUAGGAAAGACAUCAUCACUUUUGGAUAUGAGAGGAUUCUUGAGCCUCUGAUCAAAGAUGUUGCGCUUCUUGAAAAUCAUGGACUUUUUGUUCAGAGACUAGGAGCAAGUGUAACUGGCACAAUAGUGUAUGUUUCCGCUGACAAUCUUGGUGCACAUUCACUAGCUGGCUUCCGGGAAUGUUUCAAUGGAGGCAAGUUCUGCAGGUUUUGCUUAGCUGAUCGUAAUGAUAUACAAAGUUGUCAAGUGAAAAGUGGAAAGUUUACACUCAGAACCCAAGAGUCCAUUGAUAACUGUGUGUCUGAACUGCAACAAAAUGAAUGUUUAAAAAGUGUUGAUGGUGUAAAGCGAGCUUGUCCAUUGGACAGAUUAUGUUAUUUUCAAACUGCAAAAGGAUUCCCUCCAGAUAUCUUGCAUGACUUGUUUGAGGGGAUAGUCCGGGAGGAGCUAGCUCUUUGUAUAAAUGAUUUCAUUUCAUGUAAGUUUUUCACGCUGGAAGAAUUGAAUAAUGCAAUUCAGACAUUUCCUUACAGAUUUGUUGAUAAACUUAACAACCCCAUAAAAUAACCAACAGUUCGCUUUUCAGAGGGACCAUUGGUGGCAACGGCCAUGAGAAUUGGACUCUGCUUCGGUUGCUACCACUCAUAAUCGGCCAUUUAGUCCCUGAACAUAACAAAGCUUGGGGCAUUCUCCUGGAAUUGAAAGACAUUGUUGAGAUCUUGUGUAGCCCCAAAUUUACAGAAGAAUCAUUGUGCUACUUGGAGUCCAAAAUAUCAGCCCAUAGGAGCUUACUCCUGGAGGUUUUUCCUGACUACAGGUUGAAACCGAAACACCAUUUCAUCGAGCAUUAUGCACACCUUAUCAGGUGCUUUGGCCCUUUAGUUGAUUUUUGGACAAUCCGGUUUGAAGCUAAACAUAGUUACUUCAAGAAGGUUGUGCGAGAUGUGAACAAUUUCAAGAACAUUCUGCUCACACUAUCCACACACCAUCAGCUUCUUCUUGCCUACCAUCUUAGAAUGCCAAGUGUUUUCAAACCUGACUUGGAGGUGGUGAAUCUCACAAAUAUUUCACCAGAACUUUUGGAGUUUUCUGUGAAGACCGCCAUUCAACAGAAAUACAACAGAGUGAAGUCUGUUGGUCUUACCUCAAGUGUGAUUUUACAUGGUACUAAAUAUUCUGAGGGCAUGGUUGUAUCUUUUGGACAUACAUGUGGACUUCCUGACUUUGCUAAAAUAGUCAAAAUACUGGUUGUGUCACAGAAGGUGUCAUUCAUUGUCAAAUGUUUCACAGCCUGGUUUAUUGACCACCUCAGAUGCUAUGAACUGUGCAGGAAUGAGACCUUGAACAUCUCCAUUGUAGACCCUCAGGAACUGAAUGACUACACUCCACUGUCAUUAUACACCAUCCAAGGACAACAUUACAUUUCUGCAAAAGCUUUUUUAGUUAAGUAAGGUAAGUAUUAAUUUCACAAGUCUCCUUUAUUGAUAACUAUUAGAGCUGUGAUCCUGUCAGGAUUCACACACGAUGUGUUGUCUGUCUACCAAUGUUAUUGUUUAUUCUUGGUUCUUCUGGCUGUUACACUGAUAAACUUGAACAAUUUGCUCUUGGGAGAUUAGUGCCGAUAUCAGUCAUAGUUUUGCCUGUUGAUGCAUAUUGAACAUGCUUAGUUUUAUAUUGAAACCUGUUUGUUUUGUCUCUCUGUGUCAUGACUCUAGGAACUAUGCUCUUUCGUGUAAUCCUUGCACCAGAUGACAUUAGAAGACUUCAAAUUGAAAGUUUUUCAUCGUUUUUCAUCGCCUCAGGAUUUUUAUUAUUUCAUCGCCUCAGGAUUUUUAUUAUUUCAUCGCCUCAGGAUUUUUAUUUGAUUCAGUCAGUACCCAGCAUGAAUAUUCCUCUACAGUAGAGACUGUUGAUCUAGAUCCUCCUAGCCAGUCUUUUAGUUUUAGUCCUAUCACUGCUUCAGAAGUAAUUAAAGCCCUCAAGCACUUGGACACAACUAAAUCUGCUGGUCCUGAUAAACUGGAUCCUUACUUUUUAAAGCUAGCAGGGAAUUUUAUAACCGUGCCCUUAACCAAUAUUUUUAAUCUGUGCUUGAACACAAAUGACAUCCCUCCCAUUUGGAAAUCUGCCUUUGUGGUUCCCAUGCUAAAAUGUGGUGACCCUUCGAUCUUAAAUAACUACAAAGCAAUCUCCAAACUGUGUGUCCUGGUCAAGGUUCUAGAAUCACUUGUUAGUGAUCAGCUAAAGAAUUUUUUUAAUAGUCAUAAUAUUUUAUCUGACUUCCAAUCUGGUUUUAGAAAAGGGCAUAGUACAACAUCAGCAGCUCUUAAGGUUUUAAACGAUUUUAUUGAAGCUACGGACAACAAGCAGCAUUGUGCAGCCCUUUUUAUUGACCUUUUGAAGGCAUUUGAUACAGUGGACCACACAGUACUUAAACAGAGACUGUAUAGGGCUGGGCUUUGUGAACAAACUGUUGGCUGGUUUGUUAACUACCUUACAGAUAGAACUCAGUGUGUGCAGGCGGUGGGUAGCACUUCUCGCUACCUAAAAAUAACAAAAGGUGUGCCUCAGGGGUCAGUCCUGGGGCCACUGUUAUUCAUCCUCUACAUCAAUAAUAUUGAUCAUAAUGUGUCUAACGUAAAAUUUCAUUUUUAUGCUGAUGACACUAUAAUGUACUGCUCAGCACCCACUGCAGACCAGGCCCUCUCUCAGCUACAACUUGCUUUCAACACGCUUCAACAUAAUCUCUAUGAUUUAAAACUUGUUUUAAAUGCAGAUAAAACUAAAGUCAUGCUUUUUUCAAAUUCAAAAUUUAAAUCAAAUCUGCCCUCAAUCCUCACUUCUCAAGGCACAAAAAUUGAAUGUCUAUCUAAGUACAGAUAUCUUGGUAUUUUAAUUGAUGAAUCUAUUUCUUUUACCCUUCAUAUUGAGCAGCUAGCUAAAAGAUUAAAACUUAAAUUAGGGUUUUAUUUCAGAAUCAAAUCCUGCCUCUCGUUCGAAUCUAGAAAGAGGCUGGUCAAUGCCACUUUUAUGUCUGUACUUGACUAUGGUGAUGUUUUAUACAUGCAUGCUUCCUCUAAAAGUUUACAUGCACUGGACACUGUACACCAUGGAGCUCUGAGGUUCAUCACUGGUAUGAAAGCCCUCACUCACCACUGUGAUCUAUAUGAACGUGUUGGAUGGCCUUCUUUAACAACACGGAGACUUCAACACUGGCAUACUCUCAUAUACAAGGCUAUUUUAGGUCUCCUUCCAUCCUACCUUCUGACCUAUAUCAAUGUAAACAGUACUGGGACUUACAAUCUUCGUUCCCAGGAUCUUUUCCUUAUGUCUGUUCCUAAGGUUAGAACUGAGCUGGGGAAAAAGGCAUUUAAGUUUGCUGCUCCCUCUGCAUGGAACAAGUUACAGAAAUCCCUGAAACUUACUAAACUGGUCUCAGUGGUCGCUUUUAAGAGGAUGUUGUUUGACUUGGAGGGAAUGACAUCUGGCUGUAGAUGUUUUACCUGAUGUGUUUAGUAUUCUGGUUGACUCUGAGGGAUUUGCUGUUUCAGUUGUUUUAUGUUCUUAGUGUUUUUGUGUAUUUUGUAUUGGCAUGUAUGUGUGGUUGUACUGCUGCCUGCCUUGGCCAGGACACUCUUGAAAAAGAGAUUUUUAAUCUCAACGAGUUUCUUCCUGGUUAAAUAAAGGUUAAAUAAAAAAUAAAAAGUGUUCCGGAAACACUUGAUGCAUUCAUCAACAUACUGAGGAGAGAACUAAGUUUGGAUGCAAUGCUGAUUGUGCAGUUUGAAGACCCAAAUUUCGGAAAUGAGUUGUGCAAUUUGACCAGCAUGUCCGACCUGCCAGAGGAGAGAGCUACUUUGAGGAUUUUCCAGAAGCAUGUCCCAGAGCCCUCAAAUGAACAAGAACCCUCGAAUGAUGACCAGAUCUCUGAUUCCACACUGGACACACUGGACACUGCUAGCUUGCCAUCAACCUCAUCUGGAGAUUCAACUCCCAGACGUAGUGGAUGUUUGCCAGAUCCCUUUGUCAUCCCAAAGUUUCCCACUGACAUAGAGUUGAAACUCAAGCGUGGCAAUGAUGCAUAUUUCAAAGAUGGCUCUCUCUUAGAAGUGCCUAGAUCUAUGUCUAGUGACAUUCUUGAUAGCUUGGCAGAGGCAAUAUUUGCCAUAAAGACCCACCCAACCCACGGAGAGUGUGCCAUUGUUGCAAAAGCAUUGGUGGACAAAUUUCCAUGCUUGAAAGAGGCUGGCUCAACAUGUGGGUGGUAUGCUUGGAGAUACAGCAUAUACUUUAAAGUGGAGCUCUCUGUGCAUAAAAGGGGGAGGUCAGCAUCAGCGGAUACCAGAAGACCAAAGAAGGCUAUGAGGUCAGAGGUGAAUUUUCUGCCUGAACCCCCUCAGAAUAGAAGCCUUGAAAUGCUUGAACAAGACAGACGCAAUUUAGAGAGUGAAAUGAUGAAAAGAAAUGUCGACUGGAAGAAAGUUGAUGCCCUUAUGGACAGCACCUUUUCUUUGAGGAGAAAGGAGAUCGUCGGGGAGGAGCCAUUGGUCAAGGAUCUCAAAGCCAGGUGGUCAGCUUUGUUCACACAGCGACAGAUUGAAGCAGAAUUCAGGCGGAUUGUCUCCAUGAACCUGAAGCAGCCAUUUCUUGACCGCCUAGAUGAGUUCGUCCCCAGAUUCCUGCGACUGUACAAACAGAGACUGGAGAAAGUGAAGGAACUUCAGCCUUUUGUUGAGUCUCUAGAUGAUGAUAACUCAAAUCAACAGAAGAGAGCAGUUGUUCUCCUUGGCCUGGCCCAUUUCCUGAAAGAGGAUCCCUCCCAAUUCUUCAAGAUUUGUAAGCCAAACGAAGAGAGUGAGGCAGUGAAAGGAAUGAACGUCGGAAUCUUGGUGGUUACAGAGGAGGAUCCUCAACGCCCUGUCCCCAAGGAGAUGAUUGAUAUUGCACUGAUUCUGGAGGAGCAUAUCGUUCUUCGGGACCUGAAGGAUGUGCCCAACGCAUUCGUCCUGCUGAUGGGUCUGCUCUACGUCUUCAACAUCCAUUACCCAAAAGGGCUCAAGUACAUGUUCGAGGUAAUACAAAAGGUGAUAAUGAACAUUGGUGGAGACCUUUGCUCUUCAAGAGUUAAUGGACUCCGGAACAAGCUCAUGUCCAAGAGCCUGUGAAACUAAAAAUUGCAGUGAUUAUCCUGUUGCUUUGUCAAGCAUUGCAUGUUCUGGAAAGCACACAGUUAUGUAUAUGUGCUGCUGAUGGAUAGAUGCACUAGACAGUCCUAAUAGCUGUUUUUUAUAUUACUCAA
Perca fluviatilis (European perch) is the source of this 6711-nucleotide messenger RNA. RefSeq lists its product as uncharacterized. The transcript is spliced from 5 exons. Lineage: Eukaryota; Metazoa; Chordata; Actinopteri; Perciformes; Percidae. The record is from RefSeq and is a predicted model, not a curated record. Bases 5180 to 6577 code for a protein of 465 amino acids.